Exophiala aquamarina CBS 119918 is the source of this 201-nucleotide messenger RNA. RefSeq lists its product as uncharacterized. Lineage: Eukaryota; Fungi; Ascomycota; Eurotiomycetes; Chaetothyriales; Herpotrichiellaceae. The coding region runs from base 1 to 201 and encodes 66 amino acids. The transcript has a single exon. The record is from RefSeq and is a predicted model, not a curated record.
AUGCGAUCUGCGGAGGAGCUAGCCGAGUUUGACUCUCAGAUGUUCUUCCCUCAGGGCAGCUGCCAGACAUGGUUCUUGAUCGACGGAGUCACGUACGGAUUGGAAGGCUUGGAUCAUUUCAUGACUACUGUAGACGAAACGGGGAAGGCUGUUGCUCUCGAGCCGAGAGCGUGGAGAGUCGAAUUAAGGCGCGAACAAUAG